CCUCGCAUGAUAUAGCACGCUCAGAGGUAAUUUGUACAAACCAGCCCAUUGGAUUGAAGAGACAACAUAAUCCGAGUUCGUUACUCCAACGCCCGAGGAUGGUCGAACCUCGCUUCACACUUCUCGCCGCCGGAGGAGGCGUUUAUGCAGUAGAGUCGGGAUAUCAAUGCGUGCGUCUGUAGGCGGGAAGUACGAUGUGCUGGUCCUUCUGCCCGGGAUUUGUCGCUCUCUCGAAGGAAGAGCACAAUGUCAUCUGCCGUGUACGCCAUGUACGUAUAGUGGUAUACUUUUUUGCUUGUUACCCAGACCGGUGAGGUUUCGUUUCACCGCUCUCCACUAUCCGAGCGGAGGGAUCCUCGAUGUUGCCGUUUCCACGAUCGGGCUGUCGUGUCUCUGAAGAAGAGAUGCCUGGUGAGUGAGAACAAGUGGGUUCUGCGCAUUUCCAACAUCGUCGUCU
Molecule: messenger RNA, 457 nt
Organism: Dissoconium aciculare CBS 342.82
Lineage: Eukaryota; Fungi; Ascomycota; Dothideomycetes; Mycosphaerellales; Dissoconiaceae
Exons: 1
Coding region: 167-397 (76 amino acids)
Source: RefSeq, a predicted model, not a curated record